This is a messenger RNA of Dovyalis caffra, 480 nucleotides long. The record is from the annotation of a GenBank genome assembly. Lineage: Eukaryota; Viridiplantae; Streptophyta; Magnoliopsida; Malpighiales; Salicaceae.
AUGGGUUGGAAAGCAGCUGAGAAACUGAUUAGGCACUGGAAAAUACUCAGAGGAGAUAAUGUGAUGAUAAUCAGAGGAAAGGAUAAAGGUGAGACUGGUGUUGUUAAGCGUGUCGUUCGCUCUCAAAAUCGUGUUAUUGUCGAGGGCAAAAAUCUGGUGAAAAAGCACAUCAAGGCAGGUGCAGGUCAUGAAGGUGGAAUCUUUACAGUUGAAGCCCCACUUCAUGCAUCAAAUGUUCAAGUUGUCGACCCGGUUACAGGGAGGCCUUGCAAGGUUGGAACUAGAUAUCUGGAAGAUGGUACCAAAGUAAGAGUUUCGAGAGGUCUAGGAGCAUCUGGGUCCAUAAUUCCUCGCCCGGAGAUUUUAAAGAUAAGGACAACUCCAAGACCUACUGUUGCUGGUCCCAAGGAUACUCCAAUGGAUCUUGUAUUGGAGAAGACAUACGAUGCUAAAACUGGGAAGGGCAUGCCUGACCUUUGA